Cladocopium goreaui is the source of this 8219-nucleotide messenger RNA. The record is from the annotation of a GenBank genome assembly. Lineage: Eukaryota; Dinophyceae; Suessiales; Symbiodiniaceae.
GUCGAGCGGUCGAUUUGGUACAGAUUUGGUGCAGAUUUGGUGAUGUUGGGAUCCAGAUUCUGGGUCUGUGCAGAUGUGAAGUUUGGACCUCUGCUCACCUACUUUUUCCUUUCUUGGGGCAUCUCACGCUACAUCCUGAGUGAAAGAGAAAGCGACCAAUCACAGCGUUUGGAGGCUUUUCGAUGCGGGCCUCAAAUGGUGGUUGUCAACAGUGUCAAACAACGGAAAGGCAACUUUGGAUGGCAGCCAGCUGUGUGGAAGCAGCCAGGUGGAGGGACGAAAGAGUCGUUGCCUUUGUCUCAGACUGCUGGCUGCGCCCGGGGUCCCAGCGUCUUCUUUGGUCGUGAUGCCAGAAGAGGUGGAGGGACGAAAGAGUCGUUGCCUUUGUCUCAGACUGCUGGCAAACAAUACUUGAACCGACCCUAUGCAUUAUGGAAUGUGGCUCCUCUUGUGAAGGCUGCGCCCGGGGUCCCAGCGUCUUCUUUGGUCGUGAUGCCAGAAGAGGACGCUGAGCCUCUGGAGAAAGGCAAAAGGAAAAGGGCCAAGAAGGCCGCCGCGCGCUUGAAGGCAGGCAGGCGUUCGGCUUUGCACGGUGGAGACUUCGUCUCCAGACCCACUGAUAACAUCUUGUUAUCAAGCGUGGGUUCAUGGCGCUUUGACCCUGGUGCCGUAAAGAAAUUGAUGCAAAUGAAGAAGAAAGCUGCAAAGAAGGCAGAAUCUGGUGACAGUUCAAUUCAAGCUAGACAACGUAACCGGAUGCUCCGCGUGUCGCAGGAAUCUCUCCAGAGGAUCUGGUCCGACUACUCCAGCAUCUUCAUCAGGCCUUUGGUUUUCUACCAGAAAGUCAUUAUGAGCUGUUGCUAUGACGAUCGACUUGGAGGCAGUUGGGCUCUGGAUACUGAAACCAAUCAUAUGCAUUGCGGAGCUGUGUCUCCUCAUAUUGAGGCCUCGCCGGGAGUGCCAGAGUCUUCUGUGGUCCCGACAGCGGAAGAGGUGUCAGUGGGCGUUGCCUACAGUACCUGCGUCCGCUGUGACACCGACAGCGGAAGAGGCAUUGCCUACGGUACCUGCGUCCUCUGUGGUAGAAGAGGAUUGGUGCCUGGGGCUCCAUCAGUUCCUGAGGCGUUGUCUACGGGAUCUGGAUCCUCUGUAGCACCAUCAGUGGAAGAGGCGUUGCCUACAGUACCUGCGUCCUCUGUGGCACCGACAGCCGAAGAGGUCACGACGUCGCCGAGAAAGCGGGCAUUGCGGCCUCAACGGGUUCAGGCGCCGAUGGCUGGCCUGCUUGGUCACGGCGUGUCAGCGCGACAGGGGCUACAUGUCCAUGUUGCCCUCUUUCACCUUGGUUCCGCUGAGCUUCUCGCAGAGUCCUUUCCGGUUGAGCUUCUGGGCACUGGGCUGAUGUGGUGCUGUGAGGAUACCCAGAGUCCUUUGCUUCGUGGCCACAAGCUUCGUUGGGAAAGAUACUUGGCCGAAGAGAACCUGACCGAAUCGCAGCUCCGUGAUGACUUCUUUGUCAUUUGCAAGACAGGCGGACCGCCUGAAUAUCAGAAGUGUCUCACUGUGGCUGGCGAUGUCUACCAAGCUUUGACGCUACUUGAAAAUUUCUUUGCAUUUGCAUUUCGGCUUCCGGAGUUCAUGGGUGUGCCCAAUUCUCUGACCUACCACAAUUCCAGUAGCAUUGACAUUGCCCCGUGGCUAUCUGAGAGCGAUCUCCCGAAUAGCAGUAUCGGAGAGAAGACGUACCCACUGUUGCAGCUGAAGAAUUUCGUGCCGCCAGAUUAUCGACGCCCCACUCUGGAGAUCCACCGGGAGCAUGGCAAUUUGGUCCAGUUAAUUCUCGGUGGCAAUCUGUGGCGCUGUCGACCGCUCUUGGGCAGUUUUCAAUGUGGCUACAGGCAUCGGGUGACGAAGCAGGAGUGUGAAAAAGGCCCAGACGCAGAGUUCGUUCGGUAUUCAGAGGCAUUUCCGCCUAAAGAUUUACAGAUGUGGCUGGGAAAAUUGCCAGACACUUUGUUCUGGGUGGAAGGUGCCGAUUCGGAGAUCAUGCAGACCUUACAAGCAUUCCCUCUCCUGGUCACAGCUUCGAGUAAGAGCGAAGCCGUGAAGGUCGAAGUGAAACCUAAGGUUGGCCUGCCCAAUGCAUCGCUCGGUUCUGUGGAUGCUAUCAGCUUAGCUCUCGAGAAGUCACAGUAUGCCGAACAACGUUGCCACUAUGACGUAGCCAGCAAGAGUGGCGAGUUCUUGCGGAAGUUUUUGACGGUAUUCCUGGUCGCCAUGAGUGGCGGGAACAAAGCUCGCGACGCGCGGCGCGCGAAGGCGCGAGCUGUCCGAAAGAGAGGCCAAGAGAAGGCAAUCCAGUCGCUGAUCAGAGGAGGGCUAUCCAUUCGAUCCUUCAAGGAGAAGAAAAUCAGCUGGCGGGUGAGAGAAGCCCACGCUGAGCAGCUGAGAGUUGCAAAGGCAUCACUGCCUGCCGCCCAACGCGAGGCGCGAACUGUUGGGCAGCAAUAUCUGGCUCGCUUCUACAGUUCCAUCGUUUCUCGGCUGACUUUGCUGCGGAACUUGAUGGCCACACGGCAGCAAGAUUCACAACAGUACACGCUUCGUCGCGCAGCCGGUUUGAACAUCCCGGACGCUCUGGCGGUCCUUGUUGUGGUCCGUUUCGUUUGCGUCACCAAGGCGAACUUCCAGUUCCUCGAAAAGCGAAUGGGUGAGGCAAUCACAGCAAAGGCCAUUGAGCGUGUGAUUUGGAUGCUCCCGAUUCUGGUGGCUGAGAAGGGGCCGUAUGGGCGCGGCAUUGGUCAUGACGUGUUCAUCGCCCGAGCCACGACGACCUUGCGCAGCUUCGCGCUUGCCCUGCAAACUGGCACUGUGGCUCUUUUCCUAGCUAUCACUGGAUGCAAAUUUUCUGCCUAUCAGGUAGAAUUGGAUAGCCAUUUCCUGUGGGAUAGCAAUGUCCGUGGACACGUGGGGACUGGUGCCACAGUGGGGAAACGCAAGGGUACCUUUCAGCGCCGUUUGCAGCGACCUUUUGCUUAUCAGGCGUUAGGUACUGCGGAGGUGCUCCGAGACGAUCGCUUUUCAUUUCCGAGGAUCUUUUGGGCGCCCGAGCUUUUUGCCAAAAACUAUGGCCUCAAGCCACAGAAUUACGACAUUGACAUUGCCAAAUUUGGCAUUGGUGAGGAAUACCAUGAGCAGUUUCAUCAGUGUUUACAACCACCCCGCCUCUGCGGCAUCUGCGCGUGCCCAAUCUGGGACAUGACCUGCGAACUGCUGGACUUCCGCGCCCCACCAUGCGACCUUGCUCAGCUGCAUCCCCUACUUUCUGGAACUCUUUUCCUCAAAGAAUUUGCCAACUAUGCCACUCUCGAUGUACCACCAGCUUUCCGUGGCCUAACACUCCAACGACUACAAGAAUUCUUCGUACCUGACGUUUGGCUCCUGCACCUUGCGCCAGAUGCUCAAGAAACAUGGAAAAUCGCAACAUUCGAUCCAACUGCCUCAUUGCAGUGCCUGGCAUGUGUCCCGUGUGCUCGGUCUUUCCGCAAAGCGUCGCCCACCUUGCCUCCAUCUGCAUUAGCCAACAACAAUCUCUGUCUACCAGCACCAGAGGAACUCCAGUCAUUGUCCUUUGGGGAACAACUUUUCAUUGCACGAGGGUUUGCUGUCCGUCGGCUCCGCACAUUGACUCCUUCUGGUGACCCAGAAGCACGCCAACAAGGCAUGCUUGGCACUACCAGUGCCAUCGCAUUCCCGCAGAAUGCCGCUACAAUUUUUUCACAACUUCCAGUCUCUGCAGCGCAGGUCUCUGACUACCUGAGUGUCUUCUUCACAGAUGCAUUGCAAAGCAACUUGCAUUUCUCCAAGGAGUUCGUCGUGAGACGCAGCGCAGUCCAUCGCGCUCUGCUCUGGCUCACGCAACACAACCCUUACUAUGCUGACAUCACCAUUGACAUGUCAUCCUUGCAAGACCUUCCUGCUAACGGUGUGCCACCAGCCUGGGCUGCUCUUGCUCAAGUCAGCCAAGAAUCUUUGACCAGGGAAUUUGGUCCAGUUGACGCAUCUACUGCUGGUGGAACAGAUUCCGCAAUUCAUGCUGCUGUUCUUGACCCUGGCGUCGACCACACAGACCCUUUGCAACUUUGGAAUACUGCUCUGCUAGCUUGCGAGCGCUACGAGCGUCAUGCCACCUCCAAUGCUGUUUCUGCCACUGCUGAUGUUCACGUAGUACAAUACGCUCUUCGAUCCCUGGCCUCCAGCAGCAACCAUCGCAUUUUCGAACAGGAUCUCAUCCAUCAGACCCGGCCCGCCCAAAGCAAAGAAAAGCUCUAUGUCGUUGUCCCCCAUGCCGACGAACCGCUUAACAGUUACGACCCUUUCUUCUGGACGGCAUGUUUCCCACUGCAAUUCCCAUACGGAGAUGGUAUUGAUGGCCAACCACGUCGAACAUAUCUCUCUGAUCAUGACUGGGGAAAACUUUUGCUCCUACGACGUGAUCGGCCCGUUCAGCUUCAUCCGAGAAAAGAUUUGGAUUUCAUUUCUGUUCUCUUUUCUGUGCUGCAUAGACGCCGUCUCCUUCGCGCAGUUCGCAUACGAGUCCAAGCCCCACAUUUCCGAGAGCAACUCCCUUCCUUUGUCAACCUUCAAGCUACUGACUGGACGCAAGUAGCAAGCACUGUCGGAGAGCAUGGCUCCAUCCCUGAUGCAUUGCGCUCUCAUGACAUUCCAAAUGCCAUGAAAGCCAUCCUUCGCUGCUUGCAAGCAGUGCAAGGACAAAUUCCCUGCACGGACGCAGCUCGACGCAUGAUGCGUGGUGAACUGACUUCUCUCAUCACUUAUUUUGGUUGUCCUUCACUAUUUGUUACGUUCAAUCCUGCUGACGUCUUGCAUCCCUUUACCUGGCGACGUGGUUUGACAACACCUACCACACCAUUACCACAGGUGCAACUUGAUCAGCAUCUUUUGUGUGCCCUCCGUGACGCCAAUCUGUGGCGAAUGGUCGCGCUUGAUCCGACGGCAGCAGUCGAAGCUUUCCAUCUACAUGUCAACACUUUCCUCUCCACGUUAUUGAAAGUGGUUCCAUCCGCCCAGCAGCUUCCAACAGAUGGCAUUGCUUCCAUUGACGGGCAAGGCAUCUUCGGUCCACUUAGCGACCCCCAUGUCUUAGUGCAAAACUUUGCUGCGCAACUCCCUCUUCUAGAAGAGCGACUUUGGGCAUGGAUCAACUCCAUCGUCGUCACAUCCUUCGAAGCCAUCCCCCCUAUGUUUGACUUGCCACGCUCAACGUUGGAAAACUUACGGCCCUUGCCAUAUUCCGAUGCACAGAUGAAGCUCAUGCAUCCACACUACCGGCCACACCUCGUCGCUGCCAGCGAUCAUUGGUUUGCGGCUGACCCCAUCAAUUUCCUGUAUGCCCAUGAUUUCAUCGACUGCCCAUUUGCUCUCGACAUGCCUGUGCAAAAGCCUUUUGUUCCUUGGUGCUUGGACUACCUUGCAACCACAAUCGCCCCACUGCACACAGACACUGCAUCCAUGCUCCUCUACGAUCUACGUGCUUCUGUGCUUUACAGCGGUCUUCUUCACUGCUGCCAACCAAAGACGUGUUACAAGGGCAAAAUUGGAAAGAGAGGCUAUUGUAGGCUAUCUUUCUGGCAUUGGCUACCUCUUGGCUUUCAUGUCUGGGAACGUUGUCACGGUAUUGAGCUUUGCCCCAAGCCUCUGCUUGGAACCAAGCCACCUCACAUCGACGCAUUUCAAACAGAACGGCACCAUCAGUUCUUCGGUCGCAUGAACCCUAUCAUACUGGCUACUUGCAAAUGCAACCAUGACAUCUCCACCCUUCUACGUUUUCCAGCCGACUACCUCCAAUCACCCAAUCCUGCUGCAUUGAUUCGCCGACGGAUGGCUCAGAACAUGUCCACCUUGGUGUUUUAUGUCAGUUGCUACACUACAAAGACACAACCCCACCUGGCUUCCUUGUGGACCUUACUUCAUACCGCAACACACAAACUGCAGCAAGACCUCGGCGCAGCUCAUGCAGGCAUGGACCACAAAGCUCGAGCACGCUCAACCCUGUCCAAAUUGCUGAUGUCCUGCCAACGGCGUAUACACAAGUCAGUCCAAGAAAUGAUUUCUUACCUGUUGGGCUACCCAGAGGCUUAUUCUACACAUUCCUUCCACAAACUCUACUUCUACCAUCUGGCUGCUCGACUCGAGAGCUCCGAACCGUUUGAUGGCUCACACCUCGCUUCCGUCGAAGCCGCAACGCCAUCUUCAGUUCUCAUCUUCCCUGAAGAAAGCAUUCAAGCUUGCUCUGACACCAACAACCACUUCAGACAGCCUCAGUUCUAUACUCCCUCCAGUGAUGAUUAUCCUUUUCGCGGCGACGAUCUACAAGGUUGGCCCCUCUACUUCUACGCAGCUGGUGUCACACGCAUUCCGACAUCCAAAACAACAUUCAAAACUCCCGGAAACAUUCCCUUCCUACCGCAGCAUCCACGCGCAACUUCGCUUCGACAGCAAGUCUUGACAGCAACUGCCUGGAAAAUACCACAUUUGAUGGGACCGCGAAUUCCACCGGUUACAGAAGAUGCCAACAAACGCGGUCUCUUACUUUUGCUUCUGUUCAAGCCUUGGGUUGAUCUCCACCAAUUGCUUCCCAGCUCUGUCGGCUGCGCCAGCUGGUCCGAAGCCUUUGACACUUGGUUUGCUGGUCUCCUUGCUUCACUACCAUCACCUUCUACACGUGCUUCCCCCUUGAGUGCUGAAUAUUGGGCACAACGUACACUGCAUAUCAUCAACCACAUCGACAACAUGGGGCUCUCUGACCCCACAACUGCUGAUCGCGAACUCCGUUGCAAUCCUGAUGAAUUGCACGGCGUCCCCGACACCACAACCGUGGAACAUGGUCCACCUCCUGGGCAACUUGAUUCCGACUCUGACGUCAGCUGCGAUCAAACCUACGACAUAGACUACGACGGCCGAUGCUCCAACUCCGUUGGCGCCAUCAACUUGAAACAAGCCGCCUACUUGCUCUUGGUUGGAACUGGCAAAACUUUCAUCACCAACUGCGCCGCCGACCUCUUGCACUUCUUUCUGCCUUCUUCCACCCUGCAGGCUGCUUUCACUCAUCGGGCCGCACGUCUAGUCGCAGGACAAACUCUGCACGCCGCUUUGGCCUUACCUUUUGAUUUCAGCACUGCUUCGGCAUCAGCAAUUUCUUCCCUUGGUUCCCAGAAAGAUGCAUUGAUUAGCCUCUGGCACAAAGUCACAACAUUUUUCAUCGACGAGGUGUCCAUGAUCUCCAACGAAAUCCUAGCAUUCAUCGAUCUGCGCUGUCGCCAAAUAUUCAAUUUACAUACUACUCCAUGGGGAGGUCUUGCUCUGCGAUUAGAUGGUGACUUUCACCAACUUCCUCCAAUCGGUGCUUCCUGCCUGAUCAACCCACCACGUGCCACUCAACCAGACGCAUCAACACCAACCUCAGCCUCUUCGCCCUCCUUGAUGCACGCUGCCGCAGGCGCAGCCCUUUGGCGAUCUAUUUCUGCAGUCCUGAUACUCGAGGAAAGCCAUCGCUGCAGAGGUCCACUGCAACAACUUCUACAGGAUUUACUUUCCGAUCAAGGCAUCCCCCACGAGUCCUGCCAACAUUUACACCAUCGACUCCUUCAAACUGCAGAUGCUCGCAUGUUCCAACCCAAAUUCCACCCCAGCACCUGCACAGUCGGUGUCAUGCGGCAUACAAUCCGUGUUUGCAAGACCAUGCAAAGAGCCCAGCAAGCCGCUCAAUCCGCCGGGCACCGGCUUGUCUUAGCUGUCGCUGCAGAUCGCAGCUCUUUCGGGAACCGCAACGUGACACUGGAUCCGACACUGGCACAGGAGGCAGCCGCAGUACACACUCUAUCUGCAACUGCAAAUCUACCUGGUUUUCUUGCAUUAUAUCCUGGUGUUCAACUUUGCCUUGAGACCAAACUCUGUCCAGAACUCGGCGUCGUUCGUGGCUGCACUGUCAUCGUCGACGACAUCGUAUUGGCAGACACUGAGCCGUCGUUUCCUCGCGACCCGACAUUGCCUCCACAUCCUUUAUUGUAUUUGCCACAAGCAUUGCUCCUGCGCGAUGACUACUGGAUCGCUUGCUUCGUUUUGCUCAGCCGGGUCCAAAACAUAGACGACGUCCUUCUCCUGCGUCUCCCUGACUUUACUGCUCUGAACAAGCCCAG